CAAGAAAACUGGUUUCCGUCGGGAAUCGAAGACCGCAUUAGUAUCGACGCCCAAACAUUCCUCGACCAAACCUACUUCGGCGUCAUGUUACGUUUGUUCCGGUGCUCACCAACUAGCUGAUUGCGCGAAAUUUAAGGCUUGCUCGGUCGAUGAACGCUACAAGGUGGUGUGCACGCAUCGCCUUUGCAUGGUCUGUUUGAUUCACGGGCACAUGUCGUUUAAGUGUUCCUCUUCGUGCUCCAUAUGCAAGAGGCGCCAUCAUGCGCUACUACAUCGAGAUCAGGAACCGUCGAAACCCGCUCCUCCGGCUGCCAUGUUAGGCCGCCAACAAGCUCCAACGGUCUUGCUCGGGACCGCUUUAGUACAUGUACGAGAUACAAUUGGCAGUUGCCAGACCGUGCGUGCUCUGAUUGAUUCGGCAUCGCAGAUCAGUGCAAUCACAUCGGCUUGCUGUAACCGCUUGGGAUUACAGCCCUCGCGAUGGACAGUACCUGUGACUGGUCUUUCCGGCCAGAAGGCUCCGGAUGUACAGGGUAUUGUUCAGUUGACGAUCCAGCCAAGGGAUAGCCAACGCCAGCGAUCCAGGUCAAGCCUUGGGUACUCUCUACCAUCACGUCAGAUAUGCCAGCUCGACAACUGCCAGUUCAGGUACGAGCCAAAUGCAGCCAUCUGA
Macrosiphum euphorbiae (potato aphid) is the source of this 673-nucleotide messenger RNA. NCBI's taxonomy places the organism in Eukaryota, Metazoa, Arthropoda, Insecta, Hemiptera, Aphididae. The record is from the annotation of a GenBank genome assembly.